Molecule: messenger RNA, 629 nt
Organism: Trichoderma reesei QM6a
Lineage: Eukaryota; Fungi; Ascomycota; Sordariomycetes; Hypocreales; Hypocreaceae
Exons: 2
Coding region: 76-372 (98 amino acids)
Source: RefSeq, a predicted model, not a curated record
GCUACAUCAUUGUCGAUCCCGAGGUGCGACGGGUGUGCGAAAGCGCGAAGAUCUUGCCUAUUGUUUGUCCUUUGGAUGUGCCUUGAUCACCCACAUCAUACGAGGCAUACACACAUACAUACAUACAUUCAUCCCACAUCCAUAAUCCAACAUGAAGUGCCCAUCUCUCCUCCUCACGCUGCUCCUCCCCUCCACGGCCCUCGCCCUCGCCCUGCCGGCCGAACAGGCGCAGAACUCGAGCAUCGAUCCGAACCGCAAGUUUUCGUGCCCGGCAAAGGUCCAGGACUUUUGCUCCGCGUCCAACAUCCAUUCGGGGUGCACUGCCGACGGGAGGUUUACGUCGAGCGCGAUGGAUACGUGUGGCGAUUGUAGGUGCUCUUGAAGGGGGGGGUCGGCUGGGCUGGGCUGGGCUGGGCUGGGCAAUUUACUAGGAAUGAAAGAUUCCUUGGGCUUGGGAGGGUGGUUUUGGGAGGGUGGUUUUUCGUUGAAUACACGGGAAAACUUCUGUCUUUGAUGGGCUUUGUACUGGAUUUCUUUUGUGCGAGGUCGGUUUGCGUUUUCUGCUGGGUGCUUUAGAUGCCUAGGGUUCUUUCUUUUGGUACUGUCAAUGACAAGUAUACAUUGAGCAU